AUGACCACAGAAAUUGAUUUUUUAAGACAGAACAAUUUUAAAAUCAUAUGGAAUGAGAAUUGUUACAUUGUUUCAUUUCACACUAAGCAGUAUUUAAAAGAGAGGCUGAUGAAGCUGUCUUGCCAUGAAGAAUAUCUCGUUUUACAGGUGAUCAUUACUUCAUUAAUUGCAAAACUAACAGACACACGCAACUUCAUAUCAAUUGAAGAAGAGAAAGUUUCAACAAUCAAGGAAACAUUGAGAUUAUUACUAAUGCCAUUUAGUUUUCUCUUAGACAAAUUUAUAGUUUACCAUUGCAAUGGCAUUGCUAUGAAGAAGUUCACACGCCAGCAAGUUUCUAUAAGAAAAAAAAACCCUUUUUUGCGUUCGCAAACGCCCACCUCUAGAAAGAAGGCCGCAAAGCAUAAGCAGAAAAUAACUCCAAAAUGGGGGGUAAGUAAACAGUAA
Molecule: messenger RNA, 447 nt
Organism: Clunio marinus
Lineage: Eukaryota; Metazoa; Arthropoda; Insecta; Diptera; Chironomidae
Source: the annotation of a GenBank genome assembly